This is a messenger RNA of Manihot esculenta (cassava), 2943 nucleotides long. Its product is annotated as pentatricopeptide repeat-containing protein At2g03380, mitochondrial. Gene Ontology annotation, biological process: RNA modification. Gene Ontology annotation, molecular function: RNA binding; protein binding. NCBI's taxonomy places the organism in Eukaryota, Viridiplantae, Streptophyta, Magnoliopsida, Malpighiales, Euphorbiaceae. The coding region runs from base 41 to 2173 and encodes 710 amino acids. The record is from RefSeq and is a predicted model, not a curated record. The transcript has a single exon.
AAAGAAAUAUCCCAACUCAAAUGAGAAGAAGAAGAAGAAGAUGGUAAGGCUAAUCUCCCAAUUGCAUACACACAUCUGCAGAAAACCCUUUUACUUCCAUUGGAGAAAUCUCUCCUACAUGACCCAUCAGCUACCUUUAGAAAAUCCUCAGCUUGAGUAUGAUUUGUCCUCAGUUCAGUACAUCUUCUCCAACCCAUGUUUUUAUCUUCUAGCUCUCUGCAAAAACAUCUAUUCUCUCAAGAAAAUUCAUGGGUUGCUCAUUGUUGAUGGUCUUGCUGGUGAUCUUUUAUGCAGUACCAAAUUAGUUAGCUUGUAUGGUUCAUUUGGGUGCGUUGAUGAUGCGCGCCGGUUGUUUGAUAGAAUACCUGACCCAGACCUUUAUUCUUGGAAAGUGAUGCUAAGAUGGUAUUUUUUGAACGAUUUGUAUUGGGAGAUCAUUGGGCUUCAUACCCGUAUGAGGAUAUGUCUGAGAGAGCAUGAUAAUGUUGUUUUCUCGAUUGUGUUGAAGGCGUGCAGUGAAUUGCGAAAUAUUCAUGAAGGGAGGAAAAUACACUGUCAAAUUAUCAAAGCAGUUAGUCCUGAUAGUUUCGUGCUGACUGGUCUUGUAGAUAUGUAUGCAAAGUGUGGAGAGAUUGAGUGUUCUCGUGGUGUCUUUGAUGAAAGUCCUGAUAAAAAUGUGGUUUCUUGGACUUCAAUGAUUGUAGGGUAUGUGCAGAACGAUUGCCCAGUUGAAGGCUUGAUUUUAUUCAACAGAAUGAGAGAAGGGUUGAUUGAGGCUAACCGAUUUACCAUAGGCAGCUUAAUCACCGCAUGCACAAAAUUAGGGGCUUUGCAUCAGGGGAAGUGGGUUCAUGGAUAUGCAAUGAAGAAUGGUGUGGAACUUAAUUCUUACAUAGUGACGGCCCUUCUAGACAUGUAUGUCAAGUGUGGAGUCAUUAGAGAUGCUAGGUCUGUAUUUGAUGAGCUAUCUAGUAUUGAUCUCGUCUCCUGGACAGCUAUGAUUGUUGGCUAUACCCAGAGUGGCUUCUCUAGUGAGGCUUUGAAGUUGUUUACGGAUAAGAAAUGGGUUGAUAUCUUGCCCAAUUAUGUUACCAUUGCAAGUGUACUAUCAGCAUGCGCACAGUUGGGCAAUUUGAAUUUUGGAAGGUCAGUUCAUGGUCUUGGUAUUAAACUUGGGUUAGAGGAAUCUACUGUUGUGAAUGCUCUGGUUGACAUGUAUGCAAAAUGCCACAUGAAUAGAGAUGCCCGUUACAUAUUUGAGACAGUUUCAGACAAGGAUGUUAUUGCUUGGAAUUCUAUUAUUUCUGGGUAUAAUCAGAAUGGAUCUGCAUAUGAAGCCCUUGAAUUGUUUUGUCAAAUGAGAAUGAACUCUCUCUUGCCUGAUGCAGUCACAUUGGUAAGCGUUUUCUCAGCGUGUGCUUUCCUUGGUGCUCUUCGAGUCGGUUCUUCUCUCCAUGCUUACUCUAUAAAGGGGGGUCUAUUAUCUUCUAAUGUUUAUGUUGGCACUGCACUUUUGACCUUUUAUGCCAAAUGUGGCGAUGCUAUAUCUGCUCGUACAAUUUUUGAUGGUAUGGGAGAGAAAAACAUUGUUACAUGGAGUGCCAUGAUUGGUGGUUAUGGAAUUCAAGGGGAUGGUGAUGGGUCCCUUGCACUUUUCCAUGAUAUGUUGAGGCAGGAAUUGAAACCAAAUGAAGUGAUCUUCACAACCAUUUUAUCUGCAUGUAGUCAUACCGGGAUGGUUGGGGAGGGAUGGAAUCUAUUCAAUUCGAUGUGCCAAGAAUAUAACUUUGUGCCUUCCAUGAAGCAUUAUGCAUGCAUGGUUGAUCUAUUGGCUCGUUCUGGCAGGCUUGAAGAAGCUUGGGAAUUCAUUGAGAAAAUGCCAGUUCAACCGGAAGUUAGUUUGUUUGGAGCGUUUCUACAUGGUUGUGGGUUGCUUUCAAGGUUUGAUCUUGGAGAGAUGGCAAUUAGGAGAAUGCAAGAGUUACAUCCUGAUAAAGCUUGUUAUUACGUGCUUAUGUGCAAUUUAUAUGCUUCUGAUGGAAGAUGGAAUCAGGUCAAGGAGGUAAGAGAGUUGAUGAAGCAAAAAGGUUUAAUCAAAUCCCCAGGGUGUAGCCUGAUGGAGAUGGAUAUUGAUAAUGAUUUCUCAUUGCCUAGAGUUGCUUCUUUUUCAUAGACCACAGUUUUUCAUACAAAAACACACAUUAUGGGAUCAGCAGGGUCAAGGUUGCCAAAACAGGACGUAUUUAUUGUCAGUUCUGUUCAGUUUUGCAAAAUGUUUGAUUACAUGAUCCGGCCCCAAGUAUUGGGGUGUAAGAUUCUCAUCAAUGGAUCAACUGAUCUGCAGCCAUGGCAUGCAUAAUACAAGCAGAUGUUGAGUUUCUCUGAGAGCAAAGUAUGUUCAAUUGAAGAGAUGAUAAUAGGACAUGGCAGUUCAUCAAAAGAUCUUUGUUCUCUGAUGAUAUUCUAUUGCUGAUAUUACCCUAAAGUUCUUUGGUUCUUGAAACAUGGCCAAGGAGAAGCAAGGAGGCUUCCCAUCUUUGGGAUCACUCCUUGACAAGCUCACGAGGUUCAAAGUGUAGCCAGGUUAUGUCUGGCGAAGUUCAUGAAGUGCGAGCAGUGAGUACAGGCUCUGCAAUCAAUUUUGAAUUACCUACUGCUGAAUCACAAAAAAUUGAAGAGAAGACAAAUAAGACUAGGUUAUAAAUUUGUAAUGCAUUCUGCCUGGAUUUCAUUAUUACUCCAACUGGAUAAGUUACAUGCUUGUUCCAGAGCCAAACUUUGAAAAUUUUCCAAAAAGCUGUAAAUUUCUUUUACUUGCCAAUGUGAUACAUCUCCUGCUCCAAAUCUAUAGACUUUCUUUUCAAGUUCAAUUGUACUGUAUCCUGGGACCUUCUUCAGGCCUAUACGUUUCAUUACUGAUCUCACCUUCCUAGAUUCUUUCCA